AUGUCUAAUAGAUGGAUUAUAUCAAAAAUACCUCUGACUACCGUUGAUUUCCCAUUAGUUGAUAUGACGAAUUAUUGUCAUACUGAAAUCUCCUAUGGAUCAUUGGAUAAAGAAAUAACACAUGAGCUAGUCGAAAAGUGUCGUCGAGAAAGCGUUACAGUGACAUCAGCUGUUAACAGUGCCAUGCUAUGCGCUAUAACCACAUUAGUAAGUCCUAGUGAUGACCAACGAUCGGCACUACAGUUUUCUAUCGGAGCCGAUACUCGUAGACGAUGUAUACCAUCCAUUCCAAAUCAUGAUCUUAGUUAUCAAGUAUCAUGUAUUUUGCCCUUCACCAUACCUAAAAGUGACAUACCAACGGAUUGUGAAGGUAUGUGGCAUCUUGCAAGAACACUUGCACAAUACAUGAAAACGUCGAUCGACGCUAAUCAAAUUCUUGCUAUUGGCAUCAUUCUUGGAAAGUUAUACCAGAAGAUGUUUGGUCCACCUGAUUUAUCUCAAUUACCCACUUAUGGAAACUCCAGCUGGGGUAUUUUACCUUUUCGCGCGCAAUAUACUAGAUGGGAAUUCACUGGUAUGACACCAUUUAUGAAUUCGGUUCGAGGAACUACGCCAUUUACUAUAAUUCAAACUGUCAAUGGAAUAUUAACUAUUAUUUUUAUUGGAAAUGAUCCUGUCCUUCCUUUAAAAAUCAUUGAUGAUUUCCGUGAUCGUACCAUGCAGAAAUUACACCAAAUGAUUGCAGACUGA
This is a messenger RNA of Rotaria sordida, 750 nucleotides long. The record is from the annotation of a GenBank genome assembly. Lineage: Eukaryota; Metazoa; Rotifera; Eurotatoria; Philodinida; Philodinidae.